Molecule: messenger RNA, 282 nt
Organism: Lymnaea stagnalis (great pond snail)
Lineage: Eukaryota; Metazoa; Mollusca; Gastropoda; Lymnaeidae
Source: the annotation of a GenBank genome assembly
GGUAAAAGAAUGUGCCCGGGAGUCAGUGUGGCCAAGAAAGAAUUGCUAGGAUUCGUUGUGGGUCUCUUGUCCAGGUUUCAAUUUAGCGCUCCGCGGGUAGAUGGGAAAGAGGAGCUACCUUCAUUAGAUGGGGUUUAUGGUUUGACAAAGACGCCCCAACCAUUCAAGUUCUGUAUUCAGUCUGUGUAGCGUGAUUGGGGGUUAGGACAUGUUUGUUAUUAAAUUGUAUUUAAGGCCAAAGUUUAUUACAGCAAUGUUAUACAUCAAAUUUUAACUCUUACG